Molecule: messenger RNA, 1631 nt
Organism: Effrenium voratum
Lineage: Eukaryota; Dinophyceae; Suessiales; Symbiodiniaceae
Source: the annotation of a GenBank genome assembly
CUGGAAAAGAGUCCCCCCAACCUAGGGGGGGAUUUAUUUCCCACCAUUCGGAAAGUAGCGCCAUGAGCCUCCUCUUGGCUUUGGGCCUGCUACAAGGGACUCUGGCGCAGUGCCCCUCCCAGCAGGCCAUCGUGGCCAAUCUGACAGCGGGCUAUGACCCCACGGAGCGACCGUACAAGGGCGCCGCAAAAGUGGAAGUCUUUGUCCAGCUCUACGUCGCCUCCAUCGUGGAGGUCAUCCAGAAGCAGCAACACAUCGGCAUCGAGGGGUACUUCCGAACUUCCUGGAAGGACCCACGGCUUGCGCGAUCAGGCAACUGCUCGCAGCCCAUACUGCUGACCAAGCCCUAUGGAGUAGACCUGUGGGCGCCGGACAUCUACUUCGACAAUUCGCUCACCGAGUGGUACGGCGCUGGGAGCCUGUCCAUCAGCGAAGAGGGCGAUAUGUAUCGAUCUGAUCGAUACCAUCACGAGCUGCGGUGCCCCAUGGACUAUCACAUGCUGCCCUUCGACUCGCAGGAGUGCUUCGUGAAGAUGGCAUCCUACUCCUGGGAUAUCGACAACGUGCACACCCAGCCCUUUGUCAACGGCGCGCUGGUGUUGCCCGACGAGUACGAUGGCAACACAGAGUGGGAGUUGCUCAAUGGCAAGGACGGCAAGUUGGACUUCAAGUUGGAGACGGAGUGGUUCGGCGAGGGCGAGAAUCGGAAAGGCUACAGCUACGUCUUUGUCUACUUCCACCUCCAGCGCCGUCCCAGCUCCUACAUGAUGUUCGUCUUCGGCACGUGUGUCCUGUUUUGCUUGGUCAGCUGGUCUGGAUUGUUUAUCAACCGGACGGUGGCACCGGCGAGAGUUGCCAUCGCCGUCAUCCCGGUCCUCAUCAUCCUGAACCUGGAAACUGGCGUGACAUCGCGGCUGCCUCCUUUGAACUACCUCACCUGGUUGACCAGCUUCCUCCUCUGGUCGAAAACGCUCUCACUGAUGUGCGUCUUCGAGUAUGGCCUGGUCUCCUUCCUACUGCAGAUGGAGCAAUCCAGGGACCGCAAGUUUGAGGCUUUCAAGCACUUGGCCGGGAUCAUCAAGAAGAAGCAGGGUGAAGAGGCUGCGGAGCUCACCACGGGUGUGCGCCGGGGCUCCAUGAAGGCCUUUGGCAAGUUCUUCGCAGGUGCGGCUGAAGUGGCCCCAGAGGAGCCUGAAAGUUCCACAAGCAAGUAUUUGGACCCUACGCUCUGCGUCGACAUGGUCUUCCGGAUGUUCGACAUGGACAAGUCUGGGGACAUCUCCGCGCCGGAGAUCCAAAGAGGUUUCCGGAAACUGGGCCAGUAUUUUUCCACAGACCAGGUGGCUGAAAUCUUCAGUUCCCUGGGCGUGGACGAGGGCACUUUGCAGAAGGACAAGUUUCAGAAGCUCAUGCUGAACUUGGCCCAGCACAUGCCUGGCAAGGCCAUGAACAUCUCCUUCUGGGAGCGGCCUCCCUCCAUGCAGGUGGACAUCGUGUUCAGAUGGGCCUACCUUUUCUGCCUCCUUGUGUCCAUGAUCGUUUGGCUGGCUGCAUCUGGAGCUUGAUUGGCGUCCAGUGGGAGAUUGCACAUCUGAGGCUCAGUUGCCCACAGUUGCUCCUUCCUGUUUCCA